Molecule: messenger RNA, 6233 nt
Organism: Urocitellus parryii (Arctic ground squirrel)
Lineage: Eukaryota; Metazoa; Chordata; Mammalia; Rodentia; Sciuridae
Source: RefSeq, a predicted model, not a curated record
AGGCGGCGGCGGCUGCGGAGGCCGCGGCACCGGCACCGGGAGCGGCAGCAGCGGUAGCGGUGCGAAGGACCGCACCAAGGAGGGGAGCUCCGAGCCCCGGCACCCGGCCGGUGGCACCGCCUCCUCGACCCACAAUGACCCGCUGAGCCAAUCCAGCACUGAGAGGAGUCAAGCAGAGAGCACCCAUGGAGGGGCCCCUGGCAGGUGGCCUGGCCGCCCCAGAUCGUCCUCGAGGCCCAGAGAGACUGCCUGGCCCAGCUCCAAGGGAGGACAUCGAGGGUGGGGCCGAGGCUGCUGAAGGGGAAGGUAGCAUCUUCCGGUCUACCCGUUACCUGCCUAUCACCAAAGAAGGCCCCCGGGACAUUCUGGAUGGCAGAGGUGGCAUUUCUGACGGGCAGUCCCAUCCUGGCCUCAGCGAAGCCCUCCCCUGUGCCACCUCCGCCACCCAUCGGAUCAGCAGCUGCUGCUGGGAUGGAGGCAGCCUGGACUUCCAGCCAGGCUCCUCACCACCCCAUCUCCUGGGCCCUUUCCCUGGUCCCCCAGAUGGCCAGGGGCCCUGGGAGCACCCCCUGGUCCAGGAGGCCGGGGAGGGCAUCCCAUCUGAGCGGAGAUUCGAGGACUCAGUCAUUGUGAGAACCCUGAAACCCCAUGCUGAGCUCCAGGGCUCUAGAAGGUUCUUGCACCACCAGGGAGAACUGAAGCUUUUGGAAAAAGCCCCCCGGGGUCACCCCAGGUUUGACUGGCUCCAAGACACAGAUGAGCAGGAGCCCCCACGGGACUCAAGGCUGCACCUGGACCUGUCUCCUCAGCCACCACCCCUGGCCUCCUUCAGGAGGGUGAUUGUGCCGGUGGAAGAUACCUCCAAGACGUUGGACCUGGAGAUGGUGGGCACCAGAGAGGACCUGGAGGACCUUGAAGGCUUGGCCCAGCCUUCUGAGUGGGGCCUGCCGACAUCGGCCUCCGAAGUAGCUACACAGACCUGGACGGUGAACUCAGAAGCGUCUGUGGAGCGGCUGCAGCCACUGCUGCCCGCAGUCCGAACAGGGCCUUACCUGUGUGAGCUGCUGGAGGAGGUGGCUGAGGGGACGGGCAGCCCUGAUGAGGAUGAAGAUGAGGAGCCAGCCGUGUUCCCCUGCAUCGAGUGCAGUAUCUACUUCAAGCACAAGGAACACCUUCUGGAACACAUGAGCCAGCACCGCCGAGCCCCGGGCCAGGAGCCCCCCGCUGACUUGGCCCCCCUAGCCUGUGGAGAGUGCGGCUGGGCCUUUGCCGACCCUGCUGCCCUCGAGCAACACCGGCAGCUGCACCAGGCCUCCCGGGAGAAGAUCAUCGAGGAAAUCCAGAAGCUGAAGCAAUUUCCAGGUGACGAGGGCCGUGAGGCACGGCUCCAGUGCCCCAAGUGCGUUUUUGGCACCAAUUCCUCCAGGGCCUUUGUGCAGCAUGCUAAGCUGCAUGUGCGGGGCCAGCCGACCAAGGAGCCUUUUGGUGGUGGCAGCAGGGUUGGAAGCCCAGGCCCCGACGCCAGCACUCUCCUCUAUCCAACUUACGGAGCUGCUUCAGGCCUCAGUGCCUGUGUCUUCUGUGGCUUCCCUGCAUCCAGUGAGAGCCUGCUCAGGGAGCAUGUGAGGCUCCUGCAUGCUCAUUCCCACUGGGAAGAGGAUGGCGAGGCGUUUGAGGUGGACCCAGCCAGCCAGCCAGGCACAAGCCAGGAUGCAUACACCCGCUUCUCUGACAGCACCAUGGACUACUUUGGCAAAGCUGAGCCGCUCUUGGCCCCCGCGUGGCGGGAGAACCCUGUUGGAUAUGACCCCGACCUGGCCUAUGGCCCAGAUUGCCAGCAGCUGGGCAUGAGGAAUUUCUCACUGUCAAAGCCAAUCCCGCACGACUCAGGCCAGAGACCUCUUGGAAGGCUGGCCUUUCCCUCACCCCUGGCAUCUGCCCCCUACUCCAUACAGCUCAGUAGAAACAAAAGCACUGUCCACCUGCCGGAGCUGGGGGACCGUAGCCACCCUUGGAGUGAAGAGGAGGAGGAAGAGGAGGAUGAAGAUGUAGCACUGACUUCUGAAAUGGACUUUUCUCUGGGAAAUGAAGUCUUUCCACCUCCAUCUGUCCCCAGCCUCAUCCCCCAGCCAGCCCUAGAGCUGAAGCGGACUUUCCGAGAUGCCCUACAGGCAGCCGAGGGCUCCAGGGCACAACAGCAGCAGCUCCGAGGGAUGGUGCCCAUUGUUCUGAUGGCGAAGCUAGGGCCCCAGGUCAUGGCGGCAGCAGCUAGGGUACCCCCCACACUGCCACCAGAGGAGUUGGGGCUGCAGGGCACCCACCCCCUGGAUUUCCUGCUCCUGGAUGCUCCGCUGGGUGGUCCCCUCGGGCUAGACACACUCCUGGAGGGAGACCCAGCCAUGGCCCUGAAGCACGAGGAGCGGAAAUGCCCCUACUGCCCUGAUCGCUUCCACAAUGGCAUCGGCUUGGCCAACCACGUCCGUGGCCACCUGAACCGCGUGGGCGUCAGCUACAAUGUGCGGCACUUCAUCUCUGCUGAGGAGGUGAAGGCCAUUGAGCGCAGGUUUUCCUUCCAGAAGAAGAAGAAAAAAGUGGCCAACUUUGAUCCUGGCACCUUCAGCUUAAUGCGCUGUGACUUCUGUGGGGCUGGGUUUGAUACUCGGGCCGGUCUCUCCAGCCAUGCCCGGGCGCACCUGCGUGACUUUGGCAUCACCAACUGGGAGCUCACCGUCUCGCCCAUCAACAUCCUCCAGGAGCUGCUGGCCACCUCGGCUGCUGAGUUGCCCCCCAGUCCCCUGGGCCGAGAGCCUGGCGGGCCACCUGGCAGCUUCCUGACCUCCCGUCGGCCUCGCUUACCUCUUACCGUGCCCUUCCCACCCACCUGGGCUGAGGACCCUGGGCCAGCCUACGGAGAUGCCCAGAGCCUGACCACCUGUGAGGUCUGCGGCGCCUGCUUUGAGACCCGCAAGGGCCUGUCCAGCCACGCACGUUCCCACCUGCGACAGCUGGGUGUAGCAGAGUCGGAGAGCAGUGGUGCCCCCAUCGACCUCCUCUACGAGCUGGUGAAGCAGAAGGGCCUGCCUGAUGCUCCCCUUGGGCUGCCCCCAGGCCUAACUAAGAAGUCCAACUCGCCGAAAGAAUUGGUCUCUGGGGCUACCCGGCCAGGUCUCCUUGCCCUGGCCAAGCCCUUGGAUGCCCCUGCUGUCAACAAAGCCAUCAAGUCUCCUCCUGGCUUCUCGACCAAAGGCCUGGCCCACACACCCAGCUCUCCGCUCCUCAAGAAGGCACCGCUGGCCCUGACGGGUUCCCCUACCCCCAAGAAUCCUGAGGACAAGAGCCCCCAGCUGUCCCUGAGCCCCCGGCCGACCUCCCCAAAGGCACAGUGGCCCCAGUCUGAGGACGAGGGGCCCCUGAAUCUCACCUCCGGCCCAGAACCAGCUCGAGACAUCCGCUGUGAGUUCUGUGGUGAGUUCUUCGAGAACCGCAAGGGUCUGUCGAGCCAUGCACGUUCCCACCUGCGGCAGAUGGGCGUGACUGAGUGGUACGUCAAUGGUUCGCCCAUCGACACACUGAGGGAGAUCCUGAAGAGACGGACCCAGUCUCGGCCAGGUGGACCCCCCCACCCACCAGGGCCUAGCCCAAAAUCCCUGGCAAAGGUGGUGGGCACCGGAGGCCCUGGCAGCUCAUUAGAAGCCCGCAACCCUUCGGACCUUCACAUCUCACCUCUGGCUAAGAAGUUGCCACCACCACCAGGCAGCCCCUUGGGCCACUCACCAGCUGCCUCUCCUCCUCCCACGGCCCGGAAGAUGUUCCCAGGCCUGACAGCAACCUCCCUGCCUAAGAAGCUGAAGCCUGAACAAAUGCGGGUGGAGAUCAAGCGGGAGAUGCUGCCAGGGGCCCUUCAUGGGGAGCCGCACCCAUCUGAGGGUCCCUGGGGGGCGCCGAGGGAAGACAUGACACCCUUGAACCUGUCGUCCCGGGCAGAGCCGGUGCGCGACAUCCGCUGCGAGUUCUGCGGUGAGUUCUUCGAGAACCGCAAGGGCCUGUCGAGCCAUGCACGCUCCCAUCUACGGCAGAUGGGUGUGACCGAGUGGUCUGUCAACGGCUCGCCCAUCGACACGCUGCGGGAGAUCCUGAAGAAGAAGGCCAAGCCGUGCCUCAUCAAGAAGGAGCCGCCAGCUGGAGACCUGGCUCCUGCCUUGGCUGAGGAUGGGUCCCCCACAGUGGCCCCUGGGCCUGUGCAGUCCCCACUGCCAUUGUCGCCCCUGGCUGGCCGGCCAGGCAAACCAGGAGCUGGGCCAGCCCAGGUUCCCCGGGAGCUCAGCCUGACACCCAUCACUGGGGCCAAACCCUCAGCCACUGGCUACCUGAGCUCAGUGGCAGCCAAGCGGCCCCUGCAGGAGGACCGACUCCUCCCCGCAGAGGUCAAGGCCAAGACCUACAUCCAGACUGAACUGCCCUUCAAGGCAAAGACCCUCCAUGAGAAGACCUCCCACUCUUCCACCGAGGCCUGCUGCGAGCUCUGUGGCCUUUACUUUGAAAAUCGCAAAGCCCUGGCCAGCCAUGCACGGGCACACCUGCGGCAGUUUGGUGUGACAGAGUGGUGUGUCAACGGCUCGCCCAUCGAGACGCUGAGCGAGUGGAUCAAGCAUCGGCCCCAGAAGGUGGGCGCCUACCGCAGUUACAUCCAAGGCGGCCGCCCUUUUACCAAGAAGUUCCGAAGUGCUGGCCAUGGCCGUGACAAUGACAAGCGACCGCCCCUGGGGCUGGCACCUGGGGGCCUGGCCUUGGUUGGCCGCAGUGCUGGGGGGGAGCCAGGGCCUGAGGCUGGCCGGGCAGCCGACAGCGGUGAGCGGCCUCUGGCAGCCAGCCCACCAGGCACUGUGAAGGCUGAGGAACAUCAGCGGCAGAACAUCAACAAAUUUGAACGUCGGCAAGCCCGCCCCCCAGAUUCCACUGGGGUCCGGGGGAGUGAGGAGGCCAAUGACUUGCAUCAGAAGCUGGAAGAGGUGCGGCAACCUCCACCCCGGGUGCGGCCAGUCCCAUCCUUGGUGCCCCGACCCCCUCAAACAUCACUUGUCAAGUUUGUAGGCAACAUCUACACCCUCAAGUGCAGGUUCUGUGAAGUGGAAUUCCAGGGCCCCCUCUCCAUCCAGGAAGAGUGGGUACGACACUUACAGCGGCACAUCCUGGAGAUGAAUUUCUCCAAAGCAGACCCUGCACCUGAGGAGCCCCAAGCCCCACAGGCACAGACAGCAGCGGCAGAGGCACCCUAACAAAAGCAUUCCAGAUUUCCUCUUGUGCCACCUCUGUCUACUGUUUCUCCUCUAUGUCCUCUUCCCUCUCUUCCUUUCUUUUCCGUUUCCAAAGGAGCAAGCCAAAACCUCAAACCGGUGCCCCUCGGGGGCCGGGCACACUACAGAUGGGCGCCGGGAGCCAGCUAGCCACCCUUCCCCCAGCCUGAGGACUCUGGGGCCACAAGGGUGUCUUCCACAGGGGUAGCAGCCAGUCCCUGGUGGCAGCUGAUCUGUUCACAGGGGAGGACAGCAUUACCCCAUGUCUAGCAGCCAGACAGGGCUAUUUCUGCCAUCCAUGGCCAUUUGCAGAGACCCCAAAGACUCCCGUUCUGGUCCCCUUUUGUCCCCAUGAAUAUCCUCUCACACACGCACAUGCAAACAUACACGCACACACGCACCUCGUGAGACCCGGGAUCUGCCCUAGCCCCCCAGUUCCCGAGUUAAACGAUCACAUCAUGCCACGGUGCUUGCUCAGGGGAAACUACGCUCCCUCUGUUGACCCACUUGGGCCUGGGAGCCCCCGUUGAGCCCACAAUGCCACGGAAAUCCUUGUUGGUUGCCCCCCAGAGGGGCCUUCCUAGCUGGGGAAGAGCUCAGAGCUGACAGCUGCCUCCUGCCAUGUCAAGGCCCCCCAGAGCCUCAGGGGCUCCAGGGCCGGAGGGUGGGGGGGGAUGGGACUCUCCUCCCCCCAUCCCUCCCUCCCUCCCCCUUUUCACUGUUGCUUUCUAUGUAUAGCUCCCUAGAUCUUUCACUUUUUUAAAAACGCGUUUUGUGUAGAGAAGAAGGAACGUGGAUCUUUUUAUUUUGCAAUCCUGGGCCAGCUAGAUACCGGGAGCAGAUUGACCUUUUAACUUUUUUCAGUGGCCACCUUUUGGUUAUCGAUGUACCUAGAAGUAUGUAAAUUAGAUUAAAUUUCUCUUCUGGAAACACCCCGGG